GUGGAAAGAGAGAAGAGCACCAGGCAAAGAAGGCAGGAUAGCACAGAGCAUGCCAGAUACAGUAGUACACAGUGUGGAGAGAGAGCGGGCGUACUAGACACAGGGGACAAGACAUCCCACGCAGUUCACAAAGGAGGCACUGAGAGAGCAGUAGGUGCGAGAGUGGCAGAGAGUGCACUGUGCACCUGCGCAGACAGUUCAUUGUGUGGGGGAGAAGAGACAGUACCAGAAGAAACACAGGCAUCAGACAGCAAGGCAGGGAGUGGAGGGGGCUCACAGGGCACAGCAGGUGCAUUGUUGUCUGGGACAGAGUAUAUGCAGUGCAGUGCGUGCGGUGCAGAGAAAGAAGUGCCAGUAGAAGAGGCAUCCAGCACAGGGUGUUUGUCUACACACUGCAUCACUCCAAGAAACUCCAAGGAGAUAAAUCCGGCGGUUAGAGGGGCAGAAGGCGUACUAGGCACUGUUCAUAUGACGGGCAUAAUACAUCCACUGCAACCCGAGUAUCAAGAGGCAGCAGAUGACUCUGUGUGCAGUCCACAAGAAAGGGGGUGGCAGAAGUACUAG
Nematocida parisii ERTm1 is the source of this 564-nucleotide messenger RNA. RefSeq lists its product as uncharacterized. The transcript has a single exon. The annotation marks the transcript as partial. Lineage: Eukaryota; Fungi; Microsporidia. The record is from RefSeq and is a predicted model, not a curated record.